CCUUCACAGGGAAAAACAUUUUAGAUGGAAUCUGACUACCUGAUUAUCCACUCAACUAUACCAGGUUGUUAUUCUCAAAGCGUUUUACAUGGAACAUGUUUCAUGGAAUAGCUGUGCUUCCAGUUACGUGAAAAUGGUACUCGUUAUGAUUUGAUAACUUUAUUGACAUUUAUAUGGCAGCGUGUUGCCAAAGAUUUUGAGAUAAUUAAAUUUAAUGGUUUGACUAUGUUUCAAAAGCAACAACUUCCACGCAUGAUUUUUGCGUUGAAUAAAAUUCACUCCAAAGUUUUUAGGGUCACAAUCUGAUAAGAACAAGCAUAUACCGAAGUUAUAAAAGUUACUAGGUAAUUACUAAUAUUUUCUGUAAUGCAGCAUAAUCUUUUUACAAAAGUGAUAGAAAUUUUGAUAUACGAGUUUGUACGACAUAAGCGAGUUAAAGUUGCACUUUUUUUUCCUUAAUUACGAAUUUGAAUUUUAGAACGCAUAGGCCUCGUUCACAUCCAGCAUUUGAUACACGUAUCAAAUAGUGUAUUUGAGCUGAUCAGCUAAUAAUUGAACCAAUUUACUAGUUAUUUACUAUUUGCUACGCGUAUUAAACGAUCGAUGUAAACUAGAUCAUAGUUACACGAAAAGUUGAGGAAAAUUCUUAGCAUUUCUCUACCCUUUAAGGAUAUUUUUACACAUAUAAAUAAAAUUCAAGACUGAUAAAAGCCGAGCGUAGAAAUUAAGCGCAAAUUUAUUUUAAAAUCUUGUUUAUUUUAUUUAAAGUACUAUUCUCUUCUUUUGUGAAGCAUCUUUUAGUUCCACACACAAUGCCACGCAACAGCCCAGAGGGCUUAUUCUUGAAUUAAUUUGCAAGAGAAACGUAUGUGUAAAUUCAGUUCUUACAGAAAAGUUGCAAGUUGAUUGGCUAUUGCAUAUGGCUUUUAGCCAUAUUCAUUAUUAGCCAUAUCAAUUAUUCUUGAAUUUAUUCAAGCCUAUGGUUUGACGUUAUUUUGACGUUUGAUUUGUUAUUUUGACGUGUAGUAAUAGUCUGUUCUUUUCAGCUGAACUGGCUACACUAGUGCAGAGAUUGUCUUUUUCCUUCCAAUGUCGAGCAAGACCUAAUAUAAAUAGGUCGUACAAAUAAGUUACACUCCGCACACAAUGCCAGGCAACAGGAAUAAGAACUAGAAAAUAUCCACCACCAACCAAUCGAAAGAGAAUUCCUAUCCGCUAUCUCUACUCCUACUCUCAUACCUCGCUUUUAUACUCCAAACUAUUUUAAACUUCUUAAACCUAAUUCUCUUAUUAUCGAUAUUAUGUAUCUCAGAGUACAAAAAUCUAAUCUAUCCAUCUUACAUAGUCUAGCAUAACUUUCUUAAAUUCUUUUUUUUCACUGCAUAUUCAUAUCUCUACACCAUAUUCCAUAAUACUUUUCACUAAAUAGCUAAACAAUACCCAUCUUCUGAUGGUUAUUCCAUCUUUUGUUCUUAUAUAGCCACUUCUACAGGUCAUCUACUUCUGUUUCUUCCAUAAUAGAUCAUAAUUUUUCCCUAUAAACAUUCGAAGGCUAUCUCUAAGUCCACGAACAAUGCAUAGACUUUUUUAUCUUUUCCUUUGACUUUUCCUUCUCCCUCUGCAUAAUAUUCAAAAUGUUGUGUCCAAAGUAGAUCUCCCUUUUCUGAAGAGUUUUAAUAAUAUUUAAUAUAAUAUUAAUAUGAAGGGAAGAAGGGUUCUUACUUAGCAUUUCUUACAAAAACUAUUUUUGUACAUAUAAAUACAAAUUCAAAAUUAAGCUAAUAACAAGUGCAAAAAUAAGGUGCAAUGAAUUUGCUUUAAAAUUUAUCUAAUUUGAAUAUUACAAUCCCAUCAUUCGGACCAUUUUCAAUUGUGUAUAUGAUCUAUAUAUAUAUUUAUAUAUAUUUAUUAUUAACCGUUAUUGCUGUUUUGUAUGUCACUGAAAUUAUGACUUAUUUAUUCGUUUCCUAUUUGAAUUUAUAUUUACAUCUAAGCCUUUUCGUUUUAUUCUUAUACUUGUGUUUAAAAUGAAGGAUAUUAAAGAUUGAUAAAUAAUGUAAAGUUUAUGAACAGACAUUAUCGCGCGUUUUUUCGUCCUCAGAUGUGCUUAUAUAUGUUUGGUUGUUUCAGUGAACAGUUUCUAUCCAGUGUCAAUAAGAUUAGAGACAGAAGAAGAAGUGAUUAUUAUAUCCUGCCUACACAAAAUUGUCUUCGAAUUCGUUUGACGACGUAUCUGAGCAACGACUACAAAAAGACUAAAAAACUAUUCUUUCACUGUGAUAAAACAAGAGGCAACGUUAUGGAUUUCGAGCCUGGUAAUAGUAUUAAUAAGGAUGGAAGUCGAAUCAAUGCCAUCGCACAAAUGCAAAGCAGUCAGGAAAUUGUUCAAUAUUUGCCCGUUGAUGUAUUUUACAAGAUGGAUCAUUCUAAACGUGGUUUAGCUGUAAUAUUUAAUCAAACAUGUUUCCCUAACCUGCCUCUCAUGGAUCGCCGUAUUACUAAUGAGAUUGAUCAUCGCAAUCUUAGUGAUACACUAAAAAGUCUGGGAUUUGAUAUAUGGGACUGUAAUGAUUAUACUUAUGUAAACAUAGGAAUUAAAUUAAAUGAAAUUGCCAACCUGAAUCAUUCUGAAAGUGAUUGCUUGAUAAUAGUCGUGUUAAGCUACGGUGUACGCGAUUGUCUCUAUGCGUGCGAUACUUAUUACAGAGUAGAUCUUCUCUGUAAGUUCUUUACUGCUGAUAAAUGUCCGACCCUCGCUGGGAAGCCUAAAUUAUUUUUUAUUCAAGCUUGCCAAUCCGAUCAAAGAAACUCUGCUUUUGAACGUACAUGUAGAAACGAAUUGUCAGACGCAUUUCGUAUUGAACAUGAUUUUCUGAUUGUCUACUCAUCUAUACCAGCUUACUACGCUUUGACAAUGAGUAAUGAACGUGGGAGAAUUAGUGGAUCGUGGUUCAUGGAAGCUUUAUCCUCUCAAUUACGCGAAAAUGGCACUCGUUACGAUUUGUUAACAUUAUUGACAUUUGUAUGUAAACGUGUUACCAAGAACUUUAACGGAAUCCCACAUUUGACUCUGUUUCAAAAAAAACAAGUUCCAUGCAUUAUUUCUAUGCUGACAUCUUUGGUAAAAUUUACUCCAAAGCAGGCAAAUCAGGAAACUAUAGGAUAUGAUGACCGAGAUCUGUUUGUGAACCGGAAAUAUGCCCCCUUCUAAAACUUCUUGAAAUUUGUUUGAAUAUUGAAAACAUGCAUCUUAAUACAAAAUAUAGUUUAUGGCCAGUGAUGUAAAAUGAAUUUGAUAUGUCUGCUUCAAGGAAAUUGUGGUCAUUUGUGUGUGUGGGUGUGUAUACAUACAUAUAUAUACAGGGUGUAACAAAGACUUCUCUGCUUUUCAUUGUAUAUUCUAGCUCUUGUACUUUGUUAUAGUUCCGAUUUUUUUGUUACACCCCGUAUACAUGUAUAUGUAAAUUAACAAAUGAGUAUACUCUAAUCGGUAUGUAUAUUCCCUAUUUAGAAUAUGAUAAGACCGAAACGAGAAUAUCGAAUGCAAAACAAGUAUUACUAACAUUUAUUAUAAUGCAGCAUAAUCUCUUUACAAAAUAAAGUAUUGAUAUGUGUGUUUGUACGGCAUAAGUGAAAUAAUCAUUAUGAGAAGACAUACUUUUAUGAUUUUGCUUUGUCAAAAAAGAAAUGUAAUAAUAAUAUACAUGUGUUAUAUAAUAAUAUAAAU
Messenger RNA from Nylanderia fulva, 3727 nucleotides. Its product is annotated as caspase-1-like. Lineage: Eukaryota; Metazoa; Arthropoda; Insecta; Hymenoptera; Formicidae. The record is from RefSeq and is a predicted model, not a curated record. Gene Ontology annotation, molecular function: cysteine-type endopeptidase activity. Gene Ontology annotation, biological process: proteolysis.